UAACAUUUAGUUGUUUCUUGCUUGUAGCAAAGAACAAUGGGCAAAAGAAAAUAUCCAAGUUUAGCUUACUUCCUUUUACUGCUCCUACAAGCACCUUUUGUAUUAACUUCAACACAAGUUAACAAGACUGUGUGUAUAGAAAAGGAGAGAGAUGCCCUUCUUGAGUUCAAAAGAGACCUUAAUGAUUAUUUUGGUCAAUUAUCAACAUGGGGUGAUAAAAAAGAAUGCUGCAAAUGGAAAGGUAUUGAAUGUAACAAAACAACUGGUCAUGUAAUUGUUCUUGAUCUUCAUAAUGCCUUUACUUGUUCUGCUAGUGCUUGUUUUGCUCCAAGAUUGACAGGUAAACUUAGUCCUUCUCUACUUGAGUUGGAGUAUUUGAAUUUCUUGGACCUUAGUAUGAAUGAAUUUGAAAGAAGUGAAAUACCAAGAUUCAUAUGCUCCUUUAAGAGACUAGAGUACUUGAACCUCUCAUCUUCCUUUUUUUCUGGUUUAAUUCCUACACAGUUCAAGAAUCUAACUUCAUUGAGGAUUCUUGAUCUUGGAUAUAAUAAUCUUAUAGUAAAGGACCUUAGAUGGCUUUCUCAUCUCACUUCUCUAGAGUUAUUGAGUCUAGGUGGUAGUGACUUCCAAGUAAAGAAUUGGUUUCAAAAGAUAACUAAGCUCCCUUUAUUGAAAGAACUUGACUUGAGUCUUUGUGGACUCUCUAAAUUAGUUCCAUCUCCUGCUGAAAUAGCCAAUUCUUCUUUGAUCUCUCUUUCUGUUCUUCAUUUAUGUUGUAAUGAGUUUUCUUCUUCAGCUAAAUAUAGCUGGUUAUUCAAUUUUAGCACAAGCUUAACUAGCAUAGACCUCUCCAAUAAUCAGCUCGACGGUCAAAUUGAUGAUCGAUUUGGGAACUUGAUGUAUCUUGAACAUCUUAAUCUUGCAAAUGAGCUUAAUCUUAAAGGUGGGAUUCCAAGUUCUUUUGGCAAUUUGACACGUUUACGUUAUCUGGACAUGUCUAACACUCGGACAUACCAAUGGCUUCCUGAGUUGUUUCUCAGGUUAUCAGGCAGUAGGAAAACACUUGAGGUUUUGGGGUUGAAUGACAACUCAAUGUUUGGUUCAUUGGUUAAUGUCACAAGAUUUUCAGCCUUAAAAAGAUUAUACCUGCAGAAAAAUGUUCUGAAUGGUUUUUUCAUGGAAAGAUUUGGACAAGUUUCGAGCCUUGAGUAUCUAGACUUGUCUGAUAACCAAAUGAGAGGGCCAUUACCAGAUUUAGCAUUGUUUCCAUCAUUGAGAGAGUUGCAUCUCGGAUCUAAUCACUUCAAUGGGAGGAUACCACAAGGUAUUGGAAAACUUUCACAGCUUAAAAUUUUGGACGUCUCGUCCAAUAGGCUGGAAGGAUUACCAGAAAGCAUGGGGCAACUAUCGAACCUGGAAAGUUUUGAUGCCUCUUACAAUGUCCUGAAGGGUACAAUCACUGAGUCCCACCUUUCAAACCUCUCCAGUUUAGUGGAUUUGGACUUAUCGUUCAACUCGUUGGCUUUGAAGACGAGCUUCGGUUGGCUUCCUCCUUUUCAGCUUCAAGUUAUAAGCCUUCCAUCUUGCAAUUUGGGACCUUCUUUCCCCAAGUGGCUUCAAAGUCAAAACAACUAUACUGUUCUUGAUAUCUCUCUUGCAAAUAUUUCAGACACGCUUCCAAGUUGGUUCUCAGGUUUACCUCCCGAUAUAAAGAUUUUGAAUCUCUCCAACAACCAAAUCAGUGGAAGAGUGUCUGACUUAAUAGAGAAUACAUAUGAUUACAUGGUUAUAGAUUUAAGCUCUAACAACUUUUCAGGACCUUUGCCAUUAGUUCCGACCAAUGUGCAAAUAUUUUACCUGCACAAAAAUCAGUUUUUCGGAUCCAUCUCUUCCAUUUGUAAGAGUACAACAGGAGCCACUUCCCUUGACCUAUCACACAACCAAUUCUCAGGAGAGCUUCCUGAUUGUUGGAUGAAUGCGACUAAUCUAGCUGUUCUUAAUCUAGCCUAUAACAAUUUCUCUGGAAAACUUCCAGAGUCAUUAGGCUCCUUGACAAAUUUAAAGGCGUUAUACAUGCGCCAGAACAGUUUUAGUGGAAUGUUGCCUUCUUUUUCACAAUGUCAGUCGUUGCAAAUCUUGGAUCUUGGAGGGAAUAAGCUGACAGGAAGAAUCCCAGCAUGGAUAGGGAUUGACCUACUCAACUUGCGCAUUCUAAGCCUGCGGAUCAACAAAUUCUAUGGCAGCAUUCCAUCGAUCAUUUGUCAGCUUCAGUUUCUUCAGAUACUGGACCUUUCAGCAAAUGGAUUAUCUGGGAAAAUUCCACAAUGCUUCAAUAAUUUUACCUUACUGCAUCAAGAAAAUGGUUUGGGUGAGCCAAUGGGAUUUGAAGUUCAAGGUUUCUAUGGCAAAUAUCCUCGACCCUACUCGUACCUAGGCAAUUUAUUGGUUCAAUGGAAAAACCAGGAGGCUGAGUACAAGAAUCCUUUAACAUAUCUGAAGACUAUUGAUCUUUCAAGUAACAAGUUGGUUGGAGGUAUCCCUAAAGAAAUCGCUGAAAUGAGAGGAUUGAAAUCUUUGAACCUUUCAAGAAAUGAUCUGAAUGGAAGUAUCAUUGAAGGAAUAGGUCAAAUGAUGAUGUUGGAGUCACUUGACAUGUCAAGAAACCAGCUUUCCGGUGUGAUUCCUAAAGGCCUUGCUAACUUGACUUUUAUUGGUGUAUUGGACUUGUCAAACAACCACUUAUCAGGGAGAAUUCCAUCAAGCACUCAACUCCAAACUUUUGAGACAUCAUCCUACAGUGGUAACGCUCAACUCUGCGGUCCUCCUCUUCAAGAAUGUCCCGGAUAUGCUCCUCCUAGUCCCCAUAUUGAUCAUAGUAGCAACAUGAAUCCUCAAGAACAUGGUGAGGAUGUGGAGUUUCCAUCUAUGGAGUUUUAUAUAUCAAUGGUGUUUGGUUUCUUUCUUGCAUUUUGGGGAAUCUUGGGCUGUUUAAUUGUCAACCCUUCUUGGAGGAAUGCCUAUUUCACAUUCUUAGCGGACAUGGUGAGUUGGCUUGAUAUGAUAUCAAGAAUCUGUUGUUCAAGACUGAAGGGAAAGCUGAGGGCCUGAUAACUGUAAAGUUUCUAUGUACUAGUUUACUUUCAAGAGGUAACUUGUUUUCUGUAUUUUUUUCCUCCAUUUCCUACUCUUGUUGUGAUUUUGAAGCUACCCAAAUACUGAAAUUUGUGAAUGUUGACUAGAAUAAUGUUAGUGAUAGAAUUCUACGACAAAAUUUUGGGUGUUUUUGAACGGAAACAGAAGUGAUCCUUGAUACAGACGACAAAGUCAUAUCGUCCCAAAUGAAUCAAAAUGUACCAAAGUUUAGCAGUGAAAAAUGUUCCCUUUGAUAGUUAUUAUAUUUGG
Nicotiana attenuata is the source of this 3402-nucleotide messenger RNA. Its product is annotated as probable LRR receptor-like serine/threonine-protein kinase At4g36180. NCBI's taxonomy places the organism in Eukaryota, Viridiplantae, Streptophyta, Magnoliopsida, Solanales, Solanaceae. Gene Ontology annotation, molecular function: protein binding. The coding region runs from base 37 to 3108 and encodes 1023 amino acids. The transcript has a single exon. The record is from RefSeq and is a predicted model, not a curated record.